AUGUCAUACAGUAACAACACAAAGCCAGAAUGGAGAGACAACGACUAUGACGACAGCUACAGCAGACAUCAGCCUCCAGGGUCAAGUCCUCAGUCCUCUCCCUUCAACGAUGACCGCCAUCAGGACAGCUACAGCUCCUCGACCAUAGGGUCUUAUCAUCACCAGGACAAGUCCAGCAGCGACUACCGCUCGCCGUCACAGCGCCACCAAGGCUCGGUGUCGCAGGGCCAUGACGACAAUAAUGACCAGUACCCCGUCGGUCGACCCUUGAGCUACUUCCCAACACACCACGAACCUCUCAGUCAGCAAGAGUACGAUGAUGAACAGCAGCGAACAGGCAAUUACCAUCAAAUGGCGCCCCUGCAGAACGCCCCGUCGCCCCUGAGCAGUCGACAAGAUUGGACCUAUCAAGGAGGAGGGUCUCCUCCUUCUGAUAUUCCACUGGUCGGUAUCGACAUUGUCUCAUCCAAUCUGGAGGCGGCUCGCCAAGGCACCCAAUAUUCUGAUACAAGGACGGCAGAGAACAUGAGUCCCCACCACGGAGAUACCAAUUCUGUAUAUAACGCCGCCGGAGGAGUUGGCAAAUCUCAGAACCAACAGUACGAACAGCGCAACAACACCAACUAUGGACAAGGUCAGGAUCAUACUCUGCCAGCCUUACCCCCUAAUCCCAACAGCAACGAGGGACAAGUUGAAGGCCAAUAUCCCGGAGGUGAACCCAUUCCCAAGGUCCUCUUGGACCCUAAAGUACAGCGCCAACUCAAUAACAAAAAGGUCUGGAGGCCGUGGUUCGUCUGGAUCAUUUCCGCAGUUCAGAUCGGUGUGCUCAUCUAUGAAAUCGUCAAGGGCUAUCAAAGGACAAAUCGUAUCAUCGAGACCCAACCUUUCAACCCUAUGAUCGGCCCCGGAACAGGAACCAUUAUUGCCGUCGGAGCACGGUUUGUGCCAUGUAUGAGGAGCACGUACCUGGAUAACCAGCAAAUUCAAUGUCCAGAUAACACCACAUCCAUCUGCACCAUCUCCGACAUCUGUGCAUUCACCCCCAUCUCUUCGACUGGAAAGGCGCCCGAUCAAUGGUUCCGCUUUAUCACGCCAGUGUUCUUGCAUGGCGGUGUUCUUCAUUUACUCUUCAACCUCUUGUUCCAGAUGAGGACGGGCGCCGAUCUGGAGAGAGACAUGGGCUGGUGGCGUUUUGCCAUUAUCUACAUGACUUCGGGAAUCGCUGGCUUUAUUUUCGGUGGCAAUUUCGCACCUAUCUUGUCUCCCUCAAUGGGGGCGUCAGGAGCACUGUUUGGACUCAUUGGAUGCCUCGUUCUUGACCUCAUUCAGAACUGGAAGCUGGUUGUGCGACCAUGCUGGGAGCUAAGCAAGCUAUCGUUGAUGAUUAUUGUGUCGUUCGCGUUUGGUCUGCUUCCGUUCCUGGAUAACUUUGCGCAUAUCGGAGGCUUUAUUGCAGGAAUUCUGACCGGACUAGUUUUUAUGCCUGUGGUGUACUUUUCGAAACGCGAUAAGUAUAUCAAGCUGGGACUGAGGGUCAUUGCCUUGCCCCUGAUUAUCAUGCUGAUCGCGUUGGGCCUGACAAACUUUUACAAGGGUGUCAACAACUGCAGCUGGUGCAAGUACUUGAGGUAA
Messenger RNA from Linnemannia hyalina, 1632 nucleotides. The record is from the annotation of a GenBank genome assembly. Lineage: Eukaryota; Fungi; Mortierellomycota; Mortierellomycetes; Mortierellales; Mortierellaceae.